GAUAUCAGGAUGCAUAUGGAAAAGAGCUAGGCUAAAUCAGUCCGCGCUAACCAGCCUAUUUAGAAGGGCACGGUGCCAUCAUGGAAAGAUGGCAGAAACUUGUCGCUGUCACUGUUGUUACACUACUUUUCCUAGAGUUUGUUGUGGGGUUGAGUAUCAGGAAUGAACAAUCAGGCAAGUGUGUUGCAGUACUGAAGCAUAGGGGGCGCUACAGGCUUGAGCUUGUUGACUGUCAGUCGGGCUCUGCCUCCCAAGAGUGGCUGUGGGAUCCAGAGAGUUGCUCCAUCAAAAGCCUUGAGGCCGAAGAGUGUCUGAGUGGCACGUACCCAAAGCACGAAGGUGUCCGCCUGCGCAGCUGUCUGGAUGGGGUGGAUGGUGGAGAAGGCCAGGCUUGGAGCUGCUCCAAGAAGGGCCACUUGACUCUUCAAGGCGCCCGUCUUCACCUGAGUGAGAGGCACAGCCAGGAGCACCCGACCAAGAGCAUCUACCUCUCCAAGGACAGAGGGCCGGCCAGCCAGUGGAGGACCCUCAGCAACAGCUCUGUUUGUGGAGAGGGCAGUGGUGGUGACAUGUGCCACAAGCGCCACAACAGCCUCUUGCAGCAUCCCACGUCGACACCAUCCACACCACCUUCACCACCUUCACCUCACACUGAAAAUAAGACACCUCUGAAUCCAAUGCAUCUGGGUGAGGGUCUGGUUGCCCUUGGCCCCACUGAACAAAACACGAGUACUGAGUGGUCUGUUCAGCCUCACAGCAGUCUUGCUCCAGAGAAAGGCAUGAUGGACCUUUUCAACAUGGAUUUUGGAAUAAGCUGGAAGGUGGCCAUGUUGGUUUUAAGCUCCCUGGCUCUUGUGUUGGGCUUUGUUAUUCUGAUCCUCAGCAUUCUUCAGAACAGGAAGAAGAACGUGGUUGUGCUGAAGUCGUACACACGCACAGGGGAGGUCAGUCAGCCCGGCUCCCCUUCGCUCCACGACCGCGCUCUCCUCACCCAGAACCCCGUGCAGCCAGCAGCACACUCCCCCUGUCUGCCACGAGGGGAGAUCUUCGUGGCGUGGAAAGAUGGAACUGUGACACCACUGUUUGACAGCAGCUACCAGGCAAAAUGAUUGGGUUACUUGCUAACUGAUAAAAAAAAAAAAAAUGGGUAACCACUGUUACUACCACUAUGGAUACUACUGUUACAUACAUACAUUGUUGUUUUUUGUUUGUUUUUUACUGAUGGAAUAUCUGAGUAAUGUUGAAGCAUUCUACACAUGUGUGUGUGCCGGCCUUGUAUUUGGGAUGAUGCUCUCCUUGCUCUGUGCACUCUGUUUUUGAUUAAGGGGAGUUGAAAAGGCAUGAGCCCUUCAUUCCUCCCAUUCCUCUGCAAAGCCAAAAUGAGAUGAAAUUCAGAAUAGUUGGGCAGAGAGCAAAGAGGAGGUUGGACUGAUUGGGUUCCCGGAGUCUCGUAAAUCCAACGCAGGUCCAAUGUGGAGAAGGUUUGGUGGUCUAUGUGUAUGCACUAAAUAUAACACUGGAAAGUGGAGCAUCUUAGAUGAGCUUGUGCUGUGUUUGUUGUCAGAAAUGAAAAAUGCCUUCAGGAGGAAAAUAUUUCACAUAAACUUCAUGUUUAUGUCAUGUUAAGCCAAGGUUUGAUAAGGAAAACGUCCAAAAUUUAAAAUGACCUAAAAAUAGCAACAUUAUGUGAACAACUGCUUUGAUGUAACGUCAAAAACAGCUAUGCUCUGUGUCUAGCUUGUUUUUUGACCUUAAAAAGGGAGGUACUGCUGUAAAACAAAUACUACAUACAACUAAAAAUAUAAACAUGAUGUCUAGGGGGCAUCAAGCUGUUCAUUGACCUCUAGAAUAUUAUGGUGGCAGAUUAGGUUGCGACUGCAUUCUUUGAAAAUCUACUUAAGCGCCCUGAAGGGAUGUUCACAAAACACUGUGUUGGGGUAGAUUCAUGCCAAUUACAGUCCUAUAGUAUUUUGUAGCAUAACAUUUUCUAACAUUUUUUGUAUUUUUUGUCAAAAUUAAUAUGCUGCAGACAGACUGUAUCUAAUGUGAAAUGCGUUGUAUGUGUAUGUCAUUGUGAAGGAAUAUUGUGUGACGUCAGAUUAUAAAAAUGAUCAUGAUCUUUGUUGAGAAUCCACAAUACUAAAUGGCGUUAUAACGUUAGCAACUGCAUUCUGAAUGUACAAUUGAAUAAGCAUAAUGUUGAAUGCAGAUUUGAAUGUCAUUCUUACUGGCUCAUGUAACUUACUGGCUCCUCUAUAUAUGUAAAAAUCUGAUAUUAGAAAUUCUGAUAGUGGGAUAUGAACUAUCACCUCUCACAAGCAUCUUGACUCAGAUGCUCUACAUGUGAAAUGGCCCAUGUAAGUGCCAGGGAAAACAGUGAAGGAAACUAAUGAUCAGUAAAACAUGUCAUAUUGAUAAA
Molecule: messenger RNA, 2419 nt
Organism: Alosa alosa (allis shad)
Lineage: Eukaryota; Metazoa; Chordata; Actinopteri; Clupeiformes; Clupeidae
Exons: 6
Coding region: 81-1109 (342 amino acids)
Source: RefSeq, a predicted model, not a curated record